AUGGGGAACAGCCAGUGCGUCCCCCAGGCCCCCAGGAGGCUCCGGGCGUCCUUCUCCAGGAAGCCAUCACUCAAGGGAAGCAGGGAGGACGGCCGCAGGCAGCUGGCCAGCCUGCUUGGCGCCGGGGACAGCGCAGCCGACAGGAUCUUCCACUACCUCCCUGGGCCGGACACCCUCGACCCGGAGGACCAGGAAGAGAACCUGGAGCCACCCUUCCUGAGCGUGUACAAGAAGACCAGGCGGAGGGUGCCCGUGAGGGCCCUGGGCAAGGUCGUGCACUACGCAAAGGUCCAGCUGCGGUUCCAGCACAGCCAGGACACCAGCGACUGCUACCUGGAGCUGUUUCCUGCCCACCUCUACUUCCAGGCCCACGGUUCUGAAGGACUCACGUUCCAGCCCCUCCUUCCUGUGCCCUGGCAGGGGCUGCUGCCGCUGACCGAGUUGAGUGUCUGCCCGCUCGAGGGCUCCAGAGAGCACGCAUUCCAGAUCACAGGCCCCCUGCCUGCCCCGCUCCUGGUGCUCUGCCCUGGCGAGGCUGAGCGGAGCCGCUGGCUGUUCCACCUGGAGAAGCAGAUGGCCCUCGCCAGGGGGCUGCCCCGCUGCCAUUCCGUGCCACCUCAGAGUCCCCCUGGGGAUGAGCCCCCCUGGACACUGCACCGCCAUCUGACCCGGCUGCGGACAGCGCCAGGGCCGGGACCAGCAGGUGCCCCCAUCUGUGCCUCCAGGGUCAAGCUGCAGCAUCUGCCCUCACAGGAGCAAUGGGACCGGCUCCUGGUCCUGUACCCGGCGUCCCUAGCCAUCUUCUCGGAGGAACCACACGGGUUUAGCUUUAAGGGAGAGCUCCCCCUGAGCGCCAUCCAUAUCAACCUGGAGGAGAAAGAGAAACAGAUCCGCUCCUUCCUGAUCGAAGGUCACCUCAUCAACACCAUCCGUGUGGCAUGUGCCAGCUACGAGGAUUAUAGCCACUGGCUGCUCUGCCUCCGGGCAGUCUCCCGCCGGGAUGGGGCUCCCCUGCUGUCUGGCCCUGAGGGUGUCCUGGGACCCCUGGGGCCUGUGCAGUCUCCCCAGGACCAGGCCAACCCUGAAUGCACCAGCAUCGGCUGGCGGAGAGCAGAGCUGAGACGUGCAGGCAGCAGCCGGUUACCCAGGGGGAAGGCCUGGGUGGAGGGGCCGGGCCCAGGCGCACCACAGCACCUGCACCUGGACCUGAGCAAGGUGAGCAGGCUGGGCCUGGAGGGAGAGCCCCCAGUGGAGGCACCACACUCCCCACUCUAUGCCGACCCCUACACGCCCCCUGCCACUUCCCACCGCAAGAUCACGGAUGUCCGCAGCCUUAAUGAGUUCCUCAGUGCCGCGCGGAGUUCGCCGGGACCAGAGCCCUCCAGCCCCUUCCCCGCAGUGCCCGUGUCUGUGCCUGUCUCCGGCCCUGGCUCUGGGCUCCCCAGCUCCCAUGUGCCCUCUAAGAGGGGGGUCCUGCAGCCCCGAGUCCCUCAGAGGCAUCAAGGCUCCACCAAGGACCGAGGGCCACGGCCUCCAGGGUCCCCUCAGCUCGGUUCUUCUGCCAAGGAAGACCCGCCCAGCCCCCCACCGCCUCCCCCAGAUGGCGGGCCUGAGGGCACCAGCUAUGACAGCGUCUGGGACCAGGCCCCGUCUCCCUCCCACCAGAAGUGGCCCGGGCUCAGAAGGCCUGAAGCAGAGGGUGGGCUCACCCAGUGGAUCUGAGACCCCCUGCAGGGACACUGCCCGCUGUUCCCAGUUCCUGGCCAGCCCCAGCCAGGGACAUCUGAGCUACUCCGCCCCUCCCUCCUGCACCGAUCCUGAGUCAGGCUCUGGCCCCUGAGUUCUGAAGGCUCUGCCGGGCUCUGCGGGGGAGAGGGGGCGUGUCCUGAGCGCUGUGACUGACCAGGACUCGGGGGAGGCCCUGGACUCCCUCAGCUCUGCCCCCCACGCCCAGGCUCACCUGGAGCUGGGGGGCAGUGAGGGUGAGAAGCAAGGUGGGGAAGCCCAGAGCCUUGGGGUGGGGCUGGCUGGGUCGGGGUCGGGGUUUGUGAGGUUACAGGGCAUGAGGGUGGAGAGUGGGUGUGGUGUGACCUGAGGCACGAGGGGGGCUGGGCCCCAGUGUUUCCUAGGCGGGUGCUGGGGGGCUGGGGGGAGAUACUGAUACCAUAAACCAGGAAGAAAGAGAUUUAUUGGUGCUCUGUUCCCUUCCAG
Molecule: messenger RNA, 2211 nt
Organism: Lepus europaeus (European hare)
Lineage: Eukaryota; Metazoa; Chordata; Mammalia; Lagomorpha; Leporidae
Gene: PLEKHN1
Product: pleckstrin homology domain containing N1
Exons: 15
Coding region: 1-1722 (573 amino acids)
Biological process (GO): positive regulation of apoptotic process; response to hypoxia; 3'-UTR-mediated mRNA destabilization
Cellular component (GO): mitochondrial membrane; cytoskeleton
Molecular function (GO): cardiolipin binding; phosphatidylinositol phosphate binding; phosphatidic acid binding
Source: RefSeq, a predicted model, not a curated record